Sarcophilus harrisii (Tasmanian devil) is the source of this 3689-nucleotide messenger RNA. It is a transcript of the gene NKX2-4, whose product is annotated as NK2 homeobox 4. Gene Ontology annotation, cellular component: nucleus. Gene Ontology annotation, biological process: regulation of transcription by RNA polymerase II; cell differentiation. The coding region runs from base 6 to 1172 and encodes 388 amino acids. Gene Ontology annotation, molecular function: DNA-binding transcription factor activity, RNA polymerase II-specific; RNA polymerase II cis-regulatory region sequence-specific DNA binding. Lineage: Eukaryota; Metazoa; Chordata; Mammalia; Dasyuromorphia; Dasyuridae. The transcript has 2 exons. The record is from RefSeq and is a predicted model, not a curated record.
GAGCCAUGUCGUUGAGCCCCAAGCACACGACGCCCUUCUCCGUGUCCGACAUCCUAAGCCCCAUCGAGGAGAGCUACAAGAAGUUCGGCGGCGCCAUGGACGGCGCGCCGCCCAACCUGGGCUCCCCCCUGGGGGCGGCGGCGGCGGCGGCCGCAGCUUACCGGCAGCAGCCCGCGGGUUCCUCCUCGCAGGCGGCGGCGGCGGCGGCGGCGGCGGCGGCCGCCGCGGCAGGAAUGCAACCGCCGCCUCCCCACGCCAUGGCGGGCCACAACGCGGCCGCGGCGGCAGCGGCGGCAGCGGCCGCGGCCGCGGCCGCCGCUACCUACCACAUGCCUCCAGGCGUCUCCCAGUUCCCCCACGGAGCCAUGGGUGGCUACUGCAACGGGGGGAUCGGCAACAUGGGAGACAUCCCCGCCUAUCCGGACGGCAUGAGGGGCAGUGCAGCGGCCGCCGCAGCCACCGGUUGGUACGGGGCCAACCCGGACCCCCGCUACUCCACAAUCUCCAGGUUCAUGGGGCCGUCCACCGGCAUGAACAUGACGGGAAUGGGGACGCUGACGGGGAUCGCCGAGGCCGCCAAAUCCAUGGCCCCGCUGCACGCGGCUCCAAGAAGGAAAAGGCGAGUACUCUUCUCGCAGGCGCAAGUCUACGAGCUGGAAAGAAGGUUCAAACAGCAGAAGUACCUCUCAGCCCCGGAGCGGGAGCAUCUGGCCAGCAUGAUUCACCUCACGCCCACACAAGUUAAGAUCUGGUUCCAAAACCACCGGUACAAAAUGAAAAGGCAGGCGAAGGACAAAGUCACGCAGCAGCUGCAGCAGGAGAACAGCUUGUGCCAGCAGCAGUCACCGCGGCGAGUGGCCGUGCCCGUGCUGGUGAAGGACGGGAAACCGUGCCAGAACACUUCCAAUACCCCGACGCCCAGCCAGCCCGGGCCGCAGCCGCCGGCGCCCGGCGGGGCCAACGGUGUGCUUCCCUCAUCCAACAGCGCUGUCCAUCAGCACCAGAACCCACAAGUUAACUCCUUAACCCAGGCACCCGACCUGGAAGAGAUGUCCCCCAGCCCGCCUUCUCUUCACAACCAAGUCACCAACCUGGCUCAGAUGGACGCGACCACUGUCGAUUACAAUAGUGGCAUGGUCAACCCGAACCUGCUCUAUGGCAGGACAUGGUAAUACGGUGGAUUUGCCUUGGGUUGUGUUUCUACCUAGUCCAUCAACAGGAUUCACCUGUUGAUUCGCUUGCCUACCCACCUUUUCUUGGAGUGUAUUCCUACUUAUCUCUCCUUUCACCUUCCUUCUUUCCCCCCCCAGAAUGAAGUGCAACAAACUGCGUGAAACAAUUGAAAACCAAGCAGCAACUAUCGUUUUGAACUUCCUUGGACAAAUAAAUGUAUAUGCUGAUAAACGAUCAAACAAACAAACAAAAAAAAAAAAUGCCGAGACCUCGCUUCUGAAAACAAAAACAAAAACAAAAACCCUUUUAAAAUAGGUAUAAAAAGGGACCAAAUAAUCAUUGUAAUAGUAUGCCAUGGUCUUUAAGUUAGUUUCUUUUUAUUGUGAAUUACCAUUACAAAUUUGAGGUGAUUAAUCACAUUUGAUUGACUGGAUUGACUACUGCAAUGCGAACGAGACACUUAACUGAAUUUUAGUUUAGUUUGAAAUCGUGUUGGUUGUUAUAUAUCUAUAAAUUUAACUGAGUUUUAACAAUAAACCUUCUGAAGUGCAACUUAUCUCAGAAAAAUUAAUUUUAUAAGGGUCCCCCUUAAGUGCAAUUUCAUUAUUAUUUGAUUUAAAAUAAAUUGAAUUGUAAUUCAGGGUGGACAAGGCACGUAGCAAUGAUAUCUGAGAGGACUCCUUAACUGUUUAAUAGAAAAGAGGAAAAAAUAAACAACUAGGUCAUCAAAACACCGCUUAUAUCCGUUAAAGAUCUUUGUACCAAAUAAGUUUUAGAUUUUUAAUGCUUUGCUAUUUAUUCACUGCUAUUAUUUAGUGAAUUCCCAUAUAUGUCCCAUUUUAUUAUGGGGUAAAACACUAUUAAAGAAAUUCUCAAAACUACCUUUUUAAUAUGAUCUCAUUGUUUAAAAAUCAGGCAAGUUUUUUUUUUUUUUUUUAAGAUCUACAUUUCAAUUAAUAUAUUCGUCCUUUAAACAUCUGGCUUGUAGAUUCAGUACCUUGAUAGGUAUCAUUAUUUCUAAAUUCUGCUAGUCAUAUAAAAAUGGUAUAAUUGACAAGAGCUAAUAUGUUAAUCAAGUCAAGACUAAAGUGAAAAAAUUAGGAUAAACAAGAUGUGUUAUCAAAAUUAUUCUAAUAGCAUUUUCACAAGCACAUUAAUUGGAAGGAGUUGCUUCAAAAUUUUGUUUCUUUUGUAAUCAUUGUAUCUCCCCUUUAAUACACAAAUUUCUACUUUUCCCCCCUCAAAUUUAUCUUUAGGUAUAACUUUAAAAAAAACCCAAAAACUUGAAUACUUUUUCCCCAAAAAAAUUAAGUGGUUACUUCUGUUUGAUUAAGUUUUAUAGGGUGGUGUGUUUUGUUUUUGUUUUUGUUUUUUUACACUAUUUGCAUGAUGUUUGCUACAAACCUCAAUUUACACAAAAAUUUAAAUAAGUCAUUUCUGGAGUAAACAUAUUCAAAGAAAGUCAAAGAAAGUGUGUUAUUUAAUAAUGAAAAAUAAAAUCAGUAUCACUAACAAAGUGUGAUCUAUAAAUUACAUAAAUUACCAAGGAUAUCCCUAAGUUUUUGUUUUUGUUUUUUUGUUUUUUGUUUUUUGAUUAUUUGAGCUUUCAGGAUGACAUUUUGGGACUUAGGAGUUUGGUUGACAGUUCUUUUGUUCAUGUGCUCUUGAUCACAGAAAACAAUCUCUUUGGAAAUUGGUUAAGAAGAUAAAUUCUUCCUUUCUCCAGGUUGCAAAAGGGGGUUCUUUAUAAGAAAAGUUUCAAAUAAAUUUUAGUCUUAUUUGAGAGGAAAGAAGACCCCUUUUGACAGAAUAGUUAGAUUAACCAUGGCAAACUGCAGGAUCUACAACACUGUAAUUUCAGUCAAUAAGCUUCAAAAUUUUUAAUGAAAUUUUAUGCAUUACAAAGAUUGAUUUGGGGACAGAACAAAAAAAAAAAAUUGUGAAUCACAGCUCCUUGUAGAACAUUUACACUUUUGUUUAGUGAGUAUAAAUAGGAUUAGCUAAGGAAAUGUGUGCCAAAAGAGCAUUACUUCUAAUUACUUUUCUGUAUUUAGAUGUGGUUUUUUGUGUGUAACACAAGUCUCUUGCAAUUGUGUCAUAAUUUUGAAUAUGUAUCUCUAGAUUUGACCAUACUAUAAAAAUUAUGUUGUAAAGAUAACUUUUUGGGUGGUUCAGUAUUUUAAAAACUCGUUGAUUUGUGAACCAAAUAAUCUAACUGUCCAAUUAAUCUAUUUAAACAAAAAUGUAUCCACUUGAGCAUUGUUUUUUCUUCUUAGACUUAUUCAGAAAUAAUGAAAAAUUUUAAAGAACUUCACUUAAGAGGUAAUCAUGAAGCUUUCAGUUUAAGGAUCUUUCUCAAAAUGUACUUAAGACAACUGUUUUUUUUUUUUUCUCCCAAGUAAAAAAAACACUAAAAAAUUGCUGUGACUUAAAAUUCUACAUGGAGUUGGGUAGUUGAUAUCGUGGAAUAUAUUUAAGAAUUGAAACAUUAAAACAGAAAAUAUUUUGAUUAUAGA